Molecule: messenger RNA, 1882 nt
Organism: Pipistrellus kuhlii (Kuhl's pipistrelle)
Lineage: Eukaryota; Metazoa; Chordata; Mammalia; Chiroptera; Vespertilionidae
Gene: CNR2
Product: cannabinoid receptor 2
Exons: 1
Coding region: 190-1269 (359 amino acids)
Biological process (GO): cannabinoid signaling pathway
Cellular component (GO): membrane
Molecular function (GO): cannabinoid receptor activity
Source: RefSeq, a predicted model, not a curated record
CAAAGUUGAGAGGAACAACAUAGAAAUGGCUAUUUCGCCAUAUCCCUCUGCACAGAUAAGAGGUUUGGCUAGCGCCAGAGCUUGUGUGAGGCCAUUCCUGUGCUGACUGAAAAAGACUCGUUUCUCCUUCUCAGUGCACCACCGCGAAGACUUCUUGGCAAGCCCGGCAGGACCCAAAGGACUCGCUCCAUGGAGGGAUGCUCGGUGGCGACGCCAGCCAAUGGCUCCAAGGACGGCUUGGAUUUCAACCCCAUGAAGGAGUACAUGGUUCUGAGCGCGCAGCAGCAGAUAGCGGUGGUGGUGCUGUGCACCCUCCUGGGCCUGCUGAGCGCCCUGGAGAACCUGGCGGUGCUCUACCUGAUCCUGUCCUCCCGCCGGCUCCGCAGAAGGCCCUCCUACCUGUUCAUCAGCAGCCUGGCGGCCGCCGACUUCCUGGCCAGCGUGGUCUUUGCUUGCAACUUCGUGAACUUCCACGUCUUCCAGGGCGUGGAUUCCAAGGCCGUCUUUCUGCUGAAGAUUGGCAGUGUGACGCUGACCUUCACGGCCUCGGUAGGCAGCCUGCUGCUGACCGCUAUCGACCGCUACCUCUGUCUGCGCUACCCGCCCACCUACAAAGCCCUGCUCACCUGUAGGAAGGCCCUGGUGACCCUGGGCAUCAUGUGGGUCCUCUCGGCAUUCGUCUCCUACCUGCCCCUCAUGGGGUGGACUUGCUGUCCCAGCCCCUGCUCCGAGCUCUUCCCGCUGAUCCCCAACAACUAUCUGCUGGGCUGGCUCCUGUUCAUCACCCUCCUCUUCGCCGGCAUCCUCGUCACCUACGGGCACGUCCUCUGGAAGGCCCACCAGCAUGUGGCCAGCCUGGCUGAGCACCGGGAUGAGCAGGUGCCAGGAAUGACCCGGAUGAGGCUGGAUGUGAUGUUGGCCAAGACCCUGGGGGUGGUGCUGGCUGUUCUCUUCGUAUGCUGGUUCCCGGCCCUCGUUCUCAUGGUCUACAGCCUGGCCACCCCGCUGAGUGACCAGGUCAAGAAGGUCUUUGCCUUUUGCUCCUUGCUCUGCCUUGUCCACUCCAUGGCCAACCCCAUCAUCUACGCCCUGCGGAGCGGGGAGCUCCGCGCCUCUGCCCGCCACCGCCUGGCCUGCUGGAAGAAGCACCUGCGAGGCCUCGGGCCUGAAGGAAAAGAAGAGGGGCCGAGGUCCUCGGUCACUGAGACAGAGGCCGACGGGAAAGUCACCCCGUGGGCAGAUUCCAGGGGUCUGUACUGCUCUGACUGAUGACGCGGCCUCGUUCGGAGUUUGGAACCAGCCACGUCAGAAAUCAUGUCACUUCCUGGAGGAGAGAGAGAGCAGUCUUGACCCUCUCAUCUCACUCGAACCAGGCCCAGAGGCCUUGACACCUACCCUUUUUUGCUGAUGAGAGUUGGUAUUCCUGGAGAGUGCCUGGUCAUGCUUAUCUGCACAGCUGGGCCCUGUUGGGAGCAAUCACGUGGGCAGGAGGCAAGACAUGUGGGACAGGCUCAGCGCAUGUCAGGCCAGGAAAACCUCCUCAACAAGAUGGCUUAGUGCCUGCCUUCUCCAGAGACCACGGAGCCAGGGGGAACCUUCAGGCUCAGCAACGAGGGGCUCGGAGGAAACGUGAGAAGAACAGAUUCUUCUCCUGGGACCUCAGGGUCUGGGUGGCUGCUUGGCCAGCCCUUGUUCCUGCUUAACUGUUGGGGCCUUGUUGGUUCUAAGUCACCCCUUCCCACUGAGGAUCUUUUUAGCUUACCCUAUCCCACUGAAGACCAAGAAGUGUGAUUCGAUGAGGAUUUGUGGGUGUGGAUCCCCCUCUUUCGGAGGCAGCUGACAGCCCUCCAGUUAAGGGCAUCUUGUUAUUAAGGCAAUGGUC